ACUAUGGAUUGUGAAUAAGAUUUUGAAGAACAGAAAUGUCUGGACUAGAAGAGGUUGGUAUUCCUGGAAAGGAGUAUCUUCGAGAAGCUCUGACUAACUGUUCAGAUCCUCAGCGUGCUAUAGAAGAAUUUCAGGUGGAGAAUGGAAUUUUGUUACCUUCCCUGCGACCAAUGCUUCCUCUACUAGAUUUACAUGGAGUGAGGCGCUUGGAGUUUCACCUUUCAGUCUUGGAAGAAUUAAAAGAGAAACUUUUACAACAAAUAGACAAUUUAGGGAAACAGGAAGGCCGAGAAAAGGAAAAAAAGCUUAAAGAGUUGCUGCAAAAGAGUUUUCCUGUGAUCAAGGUUCCAACACUUCGUCCAGUGGUUAUGUGUAUUCUCAAGAACUUGGACAGAGUAGAAGACAAAUACUUGAAGCAGCUUGUUGCAGAUAAAGAGUUGUAUGAAGCUUGUGAUAUUCAGGUUAAGCGACAGAUCUGGCGAGAAAAUCAAGCUUUGUUUGGUGACAAAGUGUCUCCACUUCUUAGUCAGUACAUUAAGGAAAAAGAGGAGUUACUGUUUAGCCACAAUGAUCCCAACACUACCUUUUUCCAGCCAUCACCUAAACAACGACGACAGGGCGAGGUGAUUCAGAAACUUCUAAAUAUGAUUGGCCACCAUGUUCAGUUGUAUGAUAUGGUCCUUCAGUUUUUACGAACCUUGUUUCUUCGUAGUAAAAAUGUACACUACUGUACACUUCGAGCAGAGCUUUUGAUGUCACUUCAUGAUUUAGAGAUUCAGGAAAUAACUUCUGUAGAUCCUUGUCAUAAAUUCACCUGGUGCCUGGAUGCUUGUAUUAGAGAGAGAAAUGUUGAUAUUAAAAGAUCUAGAGAACUACAAGGAUUUUUAGAUACUGUGAAGAGAGGACAAGAACAAGUUAUAGGUGACCUUGCUAUGACUCUUUGUGACCCUUAUGCUGUGAAUUUUUUGGCAACUUCUGCCAUGAAAAUACUGCAUCACCUUGUCAACAAUGAAACUUUGCCAAGGGUUAGUUGUUUCUUACAAGUGACAAUAAAGCAUGUUUUAUUUUAACAUGAGCUUUAUAUGGUUAUUUCUUCACAGGAUGUACAGGUGGCAACUAAAUUUCUUCCAGCAGUUAUGUCCCUGAUGGUGGAUGACCAGGUACGAAGCUUGAACUCUAAACUACCUCCUGAUGACAGAGAAACUGCCAUCACAACUAUUGAACAUUCUGGACCUCCACCUGAUGCGUAUCAAGCAUAUUUACAAGAAAAUGGAGUAGCAAGUAUAAUAGCAAUGUAUUACACUCUCCACACAGCUCGUCAAAAAGAUCGUCAAGGACUAAUGAGAGUGUUAGGAACAUUAGCCAAUUGUGAGAGUGACAGGGCCUUUGAAGACCCAUUUCUUCACAGUCUUGUUGCUGUAUUGAUUCCACUUGCAGAUGAAUUUGCAGCUGAAGAUUUUUGCACUGUUGUGUUUGAUGAGUUUUUCCUCACAGGAAUGACAAGAGAGAAUGUUGUUCGCCACAUGAUUGAACUUUUAAGCCAUAUACACCACAAGUUACCAGUAAGUCGACUGGAUGGCUUGACAAAGGCAUUGCAGCCGAUAGCACAGCAAAAUCCAGUAAUUCAGUCAAAGUUCCAGUCUCUUGAAGAAAAAGUUUUGAUUCAUCAACCUUCAUCUUCUCAAAAUCAAGAUACCAUAGAUUCCCCAUUACUAAAUGUACCAACUCCAGCUAAUGCAUAAUAGAAAUUUUUAUUUGCCAUUCAUCCACUUUGCUACAAUCUUUAGAAAAUUUGUUGUUGUGUAUCCACUGCUACUGCAAAUGUUAGAAAGUUUUAUGUUGUUGUGUACUCACUUCUGCUACAAUCUGUAGAAAGUCUUAUGUUGUUGUGUGUUUACUUCUGCUACAAUCCGUAGAAAGUUUUGUGUUUGUGUGUGUAUCCUCUUCUGCUGCAAUCUGUAGAAAGUUUUAUAUUGGUGUGUAUCCUCUUCUGCUGCAAUCUGUAAAAAGUUUUAUAUUGGUGUGUAUCCUCUUCUGCUGCAAUCUGUAGAAAGUUUUAUAUUGGUGUGUAUCCUCUUCUGCUGCAAUCUGUAGAAAGUUUUAUAUUGGUGUGUAUCUAACUCUACCAACAUUUCUUAAAAAGUUGUGUUACACUGCUGUCUAAAGUUGUUAUAUAUAUACAUAUCCAGUUACACACUGCUGCUAUGUUCACAUUAAUUUUCAUGAAGUACAAAUGUGUUAUUGUGUUUUGUAAGCUUUAUUCUAUAUCAAGGUAUUGUAUCUGCUAUACUAUUGCAUAUAUGUUACUUUUGUAUAUAAAUGUUCAUUUCCUGACUUGAUGGUACAGUAAGCAAGGCUGAAAUAGUCAUGUACUGCUCAGUGUUAAGAAUAUCAGAAAGUUUAAUAAAAUAUUAGAUAUGGU
Messenger RNA from Limulus polyphemus (Atlantic horseshoe crab), 2422 nucleotides. RefSeq names its product negative elongation factor B-like (gene NELF-B). Gene Ontology annotation, biological process: negative regulation of transcription elongation by RNA polymerase II. Lineage: Eukaryota; Metazoa; Arthropoda; Merostomata; Xiphosura; Limulidae. Gene Ontology annotation, cellular component: nucleus; NELF complex. The record is from RefSeq and is a predicted model, not a curated record. The transcript has 9 exons.